AUGGAUCCGUGCUUUUGCCUGAAGGGCAUAAGCAGUUGGGUCUAUGUCGCCAAAAGUCCGACGCCGCCCCCUCCACUUCCAAUCGCAGGCCCGGGUGCUCUGAAAUCCACCACUCCGGCUCCUGUGGUACCGCCGAACAUGUUUUGCCGGGCAUUCGGUGCCGGCGCGCCGAAGGGCGACUGCCGGGUCAACAUUCAAGGCGACCUUUUGGUGCUAGGCUGCAAAGAGAGUGGGCGUCCAGUUUGUGCCCGGAUGCUGGCCGGCGCCACGGUCACGGUGCAUGGCACAGACAUCCGAAUCGUUCCUCGGGAGCAGGACCAGCUGAGACUGCAGGUUUGGUGCUCGGCUGAGGCAUUUCGCAUGGCUCGUCAGCUACAUGAUGCAUCGACCCUCUGGACGCGACGGGAGGCCAUCAAGGACGAUGUUCUUCGGAAGGCUGCUUCGCGCAGCACCAUGCGCUCUCACAGCAGCUUGCGCUCCACCAGUGGCGGUGUACAGGAGUCUUGGCAAUCACCACUGGAGGAGGACGAGGAAGUCUUUUUGCGUGCACAGGCCGGAAGCGCUCGGCGACAGCAAGCUUCCACUGUCGAGGAAUACCGUCUGGAUGACUGGAACUCUUGCUGUUCCGCCGGUUCGCUCUUCUCGCCUUCGGUCUCCGACGAGGAGAUGGCCGAAGAAGAGCGCUGGUUCAACAGCGACAGCGAUGUGGACGAGGACGGUGCAAAUACGUCUGCUGAGGAGCAGCAGCUUCCGUCGCACACGGAGUCUGCGCCGUCGCUUCGUGGUGGGCGCCCGCCUUUGCCGCCGCCAAAGCAGGUUUGGCAGGCGUCGUCCGCCCCCGCGCUCCCGCAGGCUGGUGACCGGUUGUCGGACGAGGAGCCAGAAGAGGAGCAGCCAGCUUUUGAGACUGACGAGGCCGACGAGGCCAUGGCAGAGGCAGAAAGAGCACGGCAAGAGGCCGAGGAGGCCAUUCAGCAGGCGCGUUCAGAGCAGCUACGAGCGAUGCUCGAGGUUGAAGAGACCAAGAAGCAGGCGCGUGCUGAGCAAGAGAAAUUUUUCCGGGAGGCCGAAGAGGCCAAGAAGAAGGCUCGUGAAGAGCAUGAGAAGUUCCUCCAAGAGGCCGAAGAGGCCUUGGCUGAGCAAAAGAAGGCUGCGGAGGAAGCCGAGGAAGCCAAGAUCAAGGCUCUCGCAGAACAAGAAAGGUUCCUCCAAGAGGCCGAAGAGGCCAAGAAGAAGGCCUUGGCGGAGCAGCAAAAAGCCACGGAAGAAGCAGAGGAGGCAAAGUCAAAGGCUUUGGCCGAACAGCAGAAGGCGGCAGAGCAGGCCGAAGAAGCCAAGCUCAAGGCGCGUCUCACGGCUCUGGCCCAACAGCAGAAGGCGGCAGAAGAAGCCGAAGAGGCCAAGCUGAAGGCUCGCGCAGAGCAAGAAAAGUUCCUCCAAGAGGCCGAAGAGGCCAAGCAGAAGGCGGCUCUGGCGGAACGACAAAAGGCCGCCCAAGAAGCAGAGGAGGCAAAGUUGAAGGCUUUGGCAGAGCAGCAGAAGGCAGCCGAAGAAGCCGAAGAAGCCAAGCUCAAGGCGCGCGCAGAGCAACAAAGGUUCCUCCAAGAGGCCGAAGAGGCCAAGCAGAAGGCGUAUCCUGGCGAAGCCUUGGCGGAGCAACAAAAAGCCGCCGAAGAGGCGGAGGAAGCAAAGUUAAAGGCACUGGCCGAACAGCAGAAGGCGGCGGAAGAAGCCGAAGAAGCGAAGCUGAAGGCGCGCGAAGAGCAAGAAAGGUUCCUCCGAGAGGCCGAAGAGGCCAAGCAGAAGGCCCUGGCAGAGCAACAAAAAGCCACAGAAGAAGCAGAGGAGGCAAAGUUGAAGGCUUUGGCCGAACAGCAGAAGGCAGCAGACGAAGCUGAAGAGGCCAAGCUCAAGGCGCGCGCAGAGCAAGAAAGGUUUCUCCAAGAGGCCGAAGAGGCCAAACAGAAGGCUCUGGCAGAACAACAAAAGGCAGCUGAAGAAGCAGAAGAGGCAAAGUUGAAGGCUCUUGCCGAACAGCAGAAGGCGGCAGAGGAAGCCGAAGAAGCCAAGCUAAAGGCGCGAGAAGAGCAAGAAAGGUUCCUCCGAGAGGCCGAAGAGGCCAAGCAGAAGGCCCUGGCGGAACAACAAAAGGCCGCGGAAGAAGCGGAGGAGGCAAAGUUGAAGGCCAUGGCCGAACAGCAGAAGGCAGCGGAAGAAGCUGAAGAAGCCAAGCUGAAGGCACGCGAAGAGCAGGAGAGGUUCCUCCAAGAGGCUGAAGAGGCCAAGCAGAAGGCCAUUGCGGAGCAACAGAAAGCUGCUGAGGAAGCGGAGGAAGCAAAGUUGAAGGCUUUGUCAGAACAACAGAAGGCAGCAGAAGAAGCCGAAGAAGCAAAGCUGAAGGCCCGAGAAGAGCGAGAGAAGCUUCUCCAAGAAACCGAAGAGGCCAAGCACCAGGCAAGAGCAGAGCAAGAGAAGCUUCUCCAAGAAACCGAAGAGGCCAAGCACAAGGCCGCAGAAGAAGCAGAGGCAGCAAAGCUGAAGGCAAGCACGCCGGCUCUCCUCUCACGAUGCGACUCCGAGGAGCUCGAUGCGUCGCAGUGGCCCAAAGGUCUUAGACACCGGGAGGCUUCGCAAAGCAAGAUGGAGUCGUCUCCUUUCAAGGACAAGGACCUUCAGAGGAAGCUGAGUUUGAGGCGGGCAAUCAGUGAGGGCAUUCCGCUUUCCGAAGCAGAAGAGGUCAUCGUGCAUCGACAUGGGACGCGCUUUCCCACGAAGCCCUCUGGUCCUGGAAAUCUCGGCUGGCCAGUGCGAGCACAAUUCUGGGAGAGCUACAAAGGACAUUUGACUCCUUUGGGCGCAAAGACCCUGACGGACACAGGCGCUGUUCUUCGAAAACGAUACAUAGGACCAGGAGGUCUUUUUGAGCGUGACGAGAAAGUUGACGGCCGCGCCAUCGCCGUGUACACUUCUAACGUCCAGCGGACCCUGCAGAGUGCAUGGUCAUUCCUCUUGGGUUUGGUGCCUGGCGCUUCCAUCUUCUUUGCUUUCCGAUCGGAGCGGGUCUUCGCCCAGGCGCUGAAGCAGGCAGUCGGUGUUCCGAUCUAUGUCGAGGAUGCAACCGAGGGUGACGACCGUCUUUUCCACGAGUGGAAGCUGAACAAGGAGGCAUACAAGAAGUGGAAGAAGGAGAACUUGAAGAAGUCUGUCUUCUUUCAAGAAGCCAAGGACUCGCCCGAGUACAUGGAGCUGCUAGAUCGGCUCUACGAGCGGCUGCAGGAGCCGAAGCUAGCACCAGGAGGAGACGCCCUUGACAGGCUUACAGCCGCCAAAGAUGUGGACACACAAGUGAUGAUUGAAGAGUCCCACAACCGCCCCAUCCUUCCCAACGAGUUUGGUGAGGAGCUGUCAGAAGAGGAGCAGCAAAUGCUUCGACGCAUCGGCGAUGAGUUGAAGAGGUGCUGGUUCGGUGAUGCCAACGGCGAGUACAGCCAGUCGUACGGCAAGCAAGCCGCAGGCUAUUUGGCACACAAGAUAUGGCGCCAUCUCGACGAACGUGCCCGAGGUCUUUGCCAUCAGCGCUUCGUGCAGUUCAGCUGCCACGAUACUACCAUGUGCGCACUCGCAGCGCACUAUGGCAUCGAGCUGGACAAAAUUGGCUUCGGUGCUUUCUUCACUCUCGAGCUGCACGAGGAGAGUGAUGGCACGCACUGUGUCAAGUUUUACUACAACCGGGAGCCCGAUUCCGGCGCAGUGUCUUUCCAAGAUCUCCAGAGUUUGGUCCUCCCGCUCGGCCGGGAGACGACGCUGCGCAAAGUCCAGGACUGCGCUGUGGGGAACAUCGCAUUGGCAGAGCUGGAGAGCCACAGCCGCAUCGAUGGCCUGGAGGAGACCUUUGAGGCCUUCGUGAAGCUUUUGGGCAGAGCCGAUCUGGGCCCUACCCGGAAGGACCUUCAGUUUCUGCUGCGCGACGACAAGCACGGCUGGCACACGUUUGACGAGUGGAAGGAGCUGUAUCGAGAUGCCUUCGAGACCUUUGAUCAAAACAAGGAUGGAAUGCUCUGCAAGACCGAGAUGCAGGACGCCUUCUUCGCUUGGUACGGCGUGCGUGGCAAGAUUACAGACCUCAUCUUCCACCUCGUGGAUCGGGAGCCGGAGACGGAUGCGCUGUCGCAGGAGGAUGUCUACCUGGCCAUGUGCGCUCUCGUGGGCGUGCGCGGCUCCAUCUCAUCGAAGACGACCGGCGAGGGCCAAACUGGCUUGGUGCCCGACGCAGUUCUCGACGAGGAUCCCAACGCUCGAAGCGCUGGAGGCAUUACGAAGCUCAUGUCGGCAUCGAACGCAGGAGACGUGAACGUGAUGCGUGCACUGCUGGAGAAGGGCGCCGAUGUCAAUGCCCAGGACGACUACGGUUGGACCGCACUGAGAUAUGCUGUCCGAAAACGAGCUACCGAAGCUGUAGAAGUGCUGAUUGACGGACGUGCAGAUGUGAAUAUGGCGUCUGAUUCCGGGAGGUCGCCGCUGAUGUCGGCAGUGGCAAAUGGCUCGCCGAACAUUGUGCAGAUGCUGGUUGAGAGCGGCGCGGAUCUCGAAUUUCGCAAUGGUGAUGGCCUCACAGCCCAUGACAUCGCCUCCCGUGGGGGUGGUAUGGGGAGCUCUGUGAUACGAGGCCUCGUGGACCCCAAGCGGCUACAGACCGUGCCCGCCUGA
Symbiodinium sp. CCMP2592 is the source of this 4707-nucleotide messenger RNA. The record is from the annotation of a GenBank genome assembly. Lineage: Eukaryota; Dinophyceae; Suessiales; Symbiodiniaceae.